Molecule: messenger RNA, 2136 nt
Organism: Pelagomonas calceolata
Lineage: Eukaryota; Pelagophyceae; Pelagomonadales; Pelagomonadaceae
Source: the annotation of a GenBank genome assembly
UGAGCAAGUUAGCUGCGCUGUCCAAGCGGCGCCGCAGACGUAACAAACAGAGCGGGGAUCAUCUCACUCGCACGGCAUUGAUCAGGCAACAGCGCCACCAGAAAAUCAGGGCUGAGCGAGGCCCCAAAGAGGAGCUGUAACAAGCCACAGCCACAGCCAAAAAUGGCCAGGCCGUACCUAGACCGCACGCCAGAAGGCGCCCUCUACCAGAUCUUCUCCCACGUCGAAGCCGAAGACCUGGCUAGAUUAUCCUGCGCGUCCUCGAAGCUCCGAAUCGGCAGUGAAAACUUCGCCCAAUUACAAGUCAAACAAAGAGAGUGGCGGUUACUCGACGGCGCCACGGCGACGGAACGACUAGCCAGUGAAAUAGUUUACUUCGACGCUGAUGCCUUUCGCGCGGUAGGAAGAGAUGCCCCCAGAUUGAGAUCCGCGAGGAGACAAGGCUCGCGAGCAAGAUUACGAGUAGCGCCACCACCAGGCUCGACAAGGGCAACACGCUCAAAUAACGUGCCCGUCGCCGCGUUCUCGGAGCAUGGUUCUCUCAUGAAGGUCCAGCGGCCGGGGCGAUAUCGAGUGAGCGGCGUCGUCGAGCCGGCUCUGAAAAGGCGUAGACUGAACCCCGAGGACGAGGCGAGGCGAGAACGACUGGCGUUCCAAGUGAAGGUGGCCGCCGUCGAUCCCCGUAGUAGCAUCUACGUCGGAGUCGCGACGAAACGAUGGGCCCGAACGCGGGGCGCGGCCCAGGCUAUUCGCUCGGAAGAGUGCUGGUUGCUGGAUUUACGAAGAGGGCGCUUCGUGCACUCGUUUCCGGCCUAUGAUCAGGCCGCGCGUGCGGCGCAUGGGGCGCGAGCGAGGUACCACGCGACCUCUGAUGAUACGGUCGUCGAAGGAGACGUGCUAGGUGUGCGCGUGAUCGACGGCGCGGCGCACUUCUUCCGGAAUGGCCGACGAUUAGCUUUUAGUGCGGGAGGUCGGGGCAGCAAUCAACUCCAAGACGCGGGCUGGGGCCGGCCGAUACCGCUCUCGCAAGAUUUAGUGCCCAUCGUCGAGGUCCAUGCGAGAGAACCGGACGACGACGACGAGGCCAUGGCUCCGUUGGCAUUGCAACUAGGCGCGUGGCGGCCGCCUCCUUAUUAUCAUGGGCAAUCCCUCCAAGCGCGACGUAUUAUAGAAGACGAUCCUGUUCGCCGUUUCGAGACGGGAGAGUUCGCCGACGUCUGGCCCUCCAUCACGAAUGACCCUGCAUUGAGGGACAUCACGCAACCGCUACAAAACGACCAGCUGACGUUUCGGUCCUUGCGGAUUGUCAUUUGUUCGGUGCUACCUCUGUUGCCUCUGAUAGCUGGGUUGUCUCAUACGUUGUUGGACGUAGGCGGCUUCGGCAUCGGCGUCGCUUGUAGACAAUGGCGGCCGACGCCGGUCCUGUGGUUGCUAGGAUUGCUAUUUAGGCGGGCCGCGGAUUCGAUAGCGCUGUCGUUGGCUGUUUCUGCGGUCUGGAAGUGCCAUUUUUACGAUCGGAGACGACCUAGGAGGACUAGAAGAGGCUUGCGCAAAUUGCUGCAGAUGCAUCUGUUGAAAUGUUUUGGGGUGGCUCUGUGUGUCGCCUUGUUGCCGUCGUCGCUAGCCCUCUCCAGAAGUGCGAACGCAUUGACUUCUUACAGGGACGGCGUCGUGCUCGAGUACGGCCCGAUGAAAUGGAUCUUGAAAGGGGGCUGGCGCGGCGCCUUCGAGACGUGCGAGAAGUGGGUCGUCGUGGAAGCAGCAGCGGAGGGCGUCUUCCAGCUCUGGCGGGUCUUGAGGCAGUCGAAGCUCGCCGCUUGUUUAUGCUCAUUCCCGGGCGGCGAAAGCGCCAGGGCGCGCCGCGCAUCAGCAAGGGCCGUGGCCAAGCUCUACGCGAUGAUGGUCCUCGUGCCCGGGAGUGCCGCACCUUUAUUAUACGCGGCCGCCGAGCACCUCGCCGGCGGCUCGAGACCCCAUUGGCUCGUGGCCGUCGUCGCGUACCCCGUGCUCGGGGCCUGGGCGGCGUUCACGGCCUUCGUCAAGUUCGCGUUCGUCGUCUUCGCGCUCAAUACGCUGGCGGGCUUCGAGGACUUCGACUCGCCGGGCUGGCUCCUCGGGUAAGAUGGUUUUGUGUUU